Anthostomella pinea is the source of this 675-nucleotide messenger RNA. The record is from the annotation of a GenBank genome assembly. NCBI's taxonomy places the organism in Eukaryota, Fungi, Ascomycota, Sordariomycetes, Xylariales, Xylariaceae.
AUGGGUCGCUGGGGAAUGCGUCUUUUCGAGGGCGAUCGGGAUCUUGACAUCGCCCUGGAACUGAACUGCACGUUCGGCGAAGACGACAAAUAUUUGCACCUCUCAUGCCUAGUCCACCAAACCGACAUGCUAGCCCCUACCGAGGCGCGAUAUUUCUACGAGUCCGAAGAGUACGUAGACCAUCUCGACAACCUUUUGGCCGACGCCCGCGAGAGACUCGACGCCAAUGGCACGGGGGACAAGUUCCUCGCCCACUGGCGGGCCAAGGAGAGCGACCCUGGUGGCAAAUACCGCUUCAUCCUGUCUGGGGCCUUGAUGAUGCGUGCUGGUGCCAAGAUCAAGGAAUCAGACUUUGAACAUCUGCGUGAGCUCGUGCCUCAAAUCCACUGCAACCCGGGCUAUGCCCUGCCGAUAUUCGACGAGGGUUUCCGCGGACCUGGAAGGGUACAAUUCAUUCGCGCUCUUGUUCAGUACAAGGAUGGCACUCCCCGCAACUACCAGGAGCCGAGCUGCUUCAACUGCGGCAAGGUAAAGGCGGACAGUGGGAAGGCGCCUUCGAAGUGUGGACAGUGCAAGGGCGCGUGGUACUGCGACCAGGACUGCAAGAAGGGUCAUUGGAAGGCACACAAGCCUAGCUGCAAGGACCCCAAGACUAGGGUCAUGCUCAAUGUUUGA